UGUUCAGCACAAACCCAGGCCCUCUAGUUUCACUUUAAAGUGGGAUAUAUUAUCUCUGCAGGACCCGUACAAGGUCUGUCAGCAGGAUCCCUGACACCAUCAGUAAUAUGUACUCAUAAACUACUGUCUUUAAAAGCAUCAAUUAUGCCAGUCUCAACGGAUAUGCUGGUAUUUGUGGCACUCGUUUCCACCUUCGGAGCCGUCCAUUGUCAAAAUUUGCCAAGUUUUGAUCUGCUGGAGGAGUUCCAUGUGGCUGAGUCAAGAGGGGUGAAGAGAGUGCAUGGGUCCCAACCUGAGGCAGUGGCCUACCGCGUUAAUCCCGCCAUCCAUCUUCAGAGGGCCAAUAUUGAUGUGUUUCCAGAUGGAUUUCCAUCCAAAUAUUCCAUCAUUGCAACAUUUAAAAUGACCAAUGACACUUCUCAGAGUUCAUGGGACCUUUGGCAAGUCAGUGAUCCAAAGGGGCGUGAACAAGUCGGCCUGCGAUUCCAGCCUGAUGCACGGUCAUUAGAUUUUUUCUAUACUGGCCCCCAGGGGACACAGAUGGUGAGGACUUUCCAUGGUUUAAAAAAGUUGUUUAAUGGAGACUGGCACAAGUUGGCAUUAAGCUUAAAGGACAGCCAGGUGAGAUUGCUGAUAGACUGUGAGGAGGUCAAAGUGGAGAAUAUCGAUGAGCAGAGGCCAGUCACUCGCAGAGGUUACACUUCCAUCAUCAAGCGAGCUGCAAGAGACCGCUCAGCUUCUGUAGAUCUCCAACAGAUGGAAGUGUCAUGUGAUCCAGAGCAGGCAUAUUCAGAAAGCUGCUGUGAGCUCUCCAGUGUUUGUGGGGGAUAUGCAGAGAUUGGCCUCACAGCUGGAAGAGCGACUUGCAAAUGUAUGCAUGGCCAACCAGGCCUUCAGGGCCCUCCGGGGCCAAAGGGUCACAGAGGGCUUCCAGGAAAACCCGGGGACCAAGGAAGAGCAGGAAAAUGGGGAAUCCAUGGAAAGACGGGAAACUAUGGAAAUAUUGGUGAGACAGGACCAAAGGGCGAAUCAGGGAUCAAAGGAGAAAAAGGGAUGAGAGGACCCUGGGGACAACGGGGAGAGAGGGGUCCAAAAGGGCUAAAAGGACUGAAAGGAGCUGCAGGCUUCAAGGGGAUUCAAGGACCUCAUGGAGACAUUGGAGAAACUGGGAAACAAGGAGAGAUUGGCACUAAAGGCCUCCGAGGAUAUCCAGGGAUUCCUGGGUUUCAAGGAGUGAAGGGCCAAAAAGGGAAUUCUGGAGCUACAGGGAGGCCUGGACUCAGAGGAAAGCAGGGUAUUGUAGGGGAUCCUGGGAAAAGGGGAGCUCCUGGAGAGAAGGGAAGGCCUGGUAUCCAAGGACCUUUGGGAAGAGCUGGACCUAUUGGCUCCGAGGGUAUUGUUGGGGAUCCAGGUUUACCUGGCAGAAAUGGUGAUCCAGGAAUAGAGGCAUAUCAAGGACCCCAGGGUCUCAGUGGAAAACCUGGGCGUAGUGGAGGAAAGGGGGAGAAAGGCAUCCUGGGACCAGCAGGAGAAAUGGGCCCCCAAGGCAAAACAGGCCUGAGAGGUUACAAAGGUUCUGCCGGAAAGCCAGGAAGACCUGGAUUUAUUGGUCCACCGGGACCUACUGGUCAUGUGGGCGUACAUGGAAAACCAGGAGUCAAGGGUGAUUCAGGAAUACAAGGAAUCAAAGGAGUUAAAGGUGCCGAGGGGGGAAAAGGAACAAAGGGUCCAAAUGGAAGGGUUGGAGACAGAGGUGAGCCAGGCCCUCAGGGAGGACGAGGGAAGCGUGGACCUGUAGGCCCACCUGGUCGUUCAGGUUCUGUCGGAGUAAAGGGUGUCCGAGGUGAAGAAGGACCAGAUGGUUUUCAGGGACUUCCAGGGCCUCCAGGCCCCGUGCUCCCUGCUGAACAUGUGAUUGAGGUCUGUAAGAGAGUGGUCCUGGAGCAGAUGUCCACCUUCGCUAACUCUGUAAAGAGGACGUGUGCUGCCGUUUGCCCUCUCUAUGGGGAUGUCCCCAUGGGUGCCCCUGGCCCCCCCGGACAGAAAGGACCCCCGGGACCUCCUGGUGACCCUGGUGUUAAUGGUGCUGCUGGGGAACUAGGCCUGCCAGGAUUCUAUGGAGAAGCUGGUGAGCCAGGUCGACAAGGACUACCAGGUGGCAAAGGAGAGCGGGGAGAUAAAGGAGCCAGGGGUUACAGCAUGCUAGGUGUCAUUGGAGAUCAGGGAGAAAAGGGCCAGCUUGGACGUACUGGCAGAGCCUUUAAUGGCCAGCCUGGGAAACCAGGUGAAAUAGGACACACUGGUCGGCCUGGGCUCAGGGGACACCCAGGUCUCAGAGGACCUCCAGGCGUCUGUGUCACCUCAGGGUGUGCUGAGCAGAGCUCUCCCAUCAGCACGCGUCAGCCACCACCAAGGAGCCUAAGAAAUCGUUACUAGAAUUAUCUGUU
Messenger RNA from Cyprinodon variegatus (sheepshead minnow), 2447 nucleotides. RefSeq names its product collagen alpha-1(IX) chain-like. The coding region runs from base 145 to 2436 and encodes 763 amino acids. NCBI's taxonomy places the organism in Eukaryota, Metazoa, Chordata, Actinopteri, Cyprinodontiformes, Cyprinodontidae. The record is from RefSeq and is a predicted model, not a curated record. The transcript has 27 exons.